Messenger RNA from Saccharomycopsis crataegensis, 1251 nucleotides. RefSeq names its product Rmd1p (gene RMD1). The transcript has a single exon. The coding region runs from base 1 to 1251 and encodes 416 amino acids. The record is from RefSeq and is a predicted model, not a curated record. Lineage: Eukaryota; Fungi; Ascomycota; Saccharomycetes; Ascoideales; Saccharomycopsidaceae.
AUGCCCGAAACCACUCCGCUACUCCCCAACAAGCCCCCGUCAGUCCCACUGGGAAAGAAAAUCCCUCCGCUACCUCCACCAACUAUCCCUAGCUCAUCGCAAAACAACAACACACUACAAAAGAUUCAGCCCUUACAGCCAACCACCAAGAUUGGGCCCCAAAGAACCUCGAGGACCACCCAGAAAUUGAAACUUCUUCCUGAGGAACCAUCUCUUGAAGAGGAUGAAGAAAGUGGUAGGGAAGUGUACUCUCAAGUGACAAGAAUUAAAGAGACUUCUGCAAGAAAAGAUGCCGAAAGACUUGGAAAAUCAGAAAGAGCUUUAUUGCCUCGGGUUACCGCUUACUGCACUGCAAGCUCCUAUAGAAUGAAGGAAAUGGUUCGUUGGUUGAAUGAUCGUAAGAAGAAAAACCACACCUGGCCUAAAUUGAUUGACGAAUGUCUCUAUACUCCGUUCAAGUUUCACAAAGCUGAUAGAACGAAGAAGAAGAUUGGUGGUAAUAAUAACCAUGACGAUUUGAUUCGACUAGACGAAGAAGGAGGAGAAAUUGAUUUGACGCAAAAUAAAAAAGAUGUAUUUUUGUUCGAAUAUGGGGUGGUGGUACUUUGGGGGUUUAAACAAGAAGAAGAAUCGAAAUUCUUGACAUACCUUGAGAAAUUUGAAAAAGAAAAAUUGGCAGAAGAAGAUAUUCAAAUUGAAGAAUUCAAUUAUUAUAUUACAAAAUCUUAUCAACCAAGGAUUUACAACGAUUUUAUCACUCUUAGGGAUGGUAACAAUUAUAUGAUGAAACUUUCAAUUUCUCAUGCCAUCGCUCAAUCAACCAAGAUUUCAUUAUUUGAAGAAUUGGUCGAUAACACUAUUGAAGAUACCCAAGAUAUACCCCAGCAAAUUGCUUUGGUUGGUAAAGUCGACAUGAAGCGCAGUGAUAUUAUGAAGAGUAUUGGAGAAUUGUUCAUUUUGCGAAUAAAUAUUAACCUACAUGGUUCGGUGCUUGAUUCACCGGAAUUGAUGUGGUCCGAACCCCACUUGGAACCGAUUUAUCAAGCGACAAGGGGAUAUCUAGAAAUCAAUCAACGUGUGGAUUUAUUGAACCAAAGAUUGGAGGUGAUUUCUGACUUAUUGCAAAUGUUAAAGGAACAAUUGGGUCAUUCUCACGAAGAGUAUUUGGAAGUAAUUGUCAUUGUCUUAAUUGCCGUGGAAGUGAUUGUGUCAAUUGUCAAUAUAUUUGUGGACAUUUUGGCGGAUUUUUAG